AUGUCUUCCAGUACUCUUUCUGCAAAGAAGAAAUCUUAUUCUUCUGUGAAAAAGAAUAACCUCCGUCGUCGGAUUGAAGAGGAAGGUUUCAUUAUGACUUUUCCCUGUACUCGUUGCGCCCGACUGGGAAAAUCUUGUGUCAAGUCGGAAGGCUCAAAUCGUUGUAGCGAGUGUGUGAAGGCGUCAAAUUGUCGUUGUGAGGAAUCUGAAGCCUCUUUUUCUGAUGCCGAAUGGCGUCGCUUGGUUCGGGCUCAACAGAAAUUGGAAGAUGAGGAAGAGCGUGCAAAUGAGGAAAUGGCUACAAUAUUAGCCCGGUUGAAUCGGUACAAGAAGCAAAAGAAGCUUCUUCAUAGGCGUGCUGGAGAUUUUAUUGCUCGAGAUAUCAAAGAAAUUGAAGAGUUGGAGAAAUUGGAAGAGCAAGAACGAAAAGAGCGUGAAGAGCAAGAAAAGUUCCAAGAACAAGGAAAGGAUGCUGAGGUUGAAGCUCAGCUCGCUGCAAUGCCAAACAAUCCUAGUUUGACUCAGAUGAUGGAUUCUCCUUCCUUCUGGGAGAAUUUCGAUUCGAUCGUCGCUGGUGGUAUUCCUUCACCAACUGGUGGCAACCAGUCAAGUUCGCAAUAG
Molecule: messenger RNA, 621 nt
Organism: Aspergillus chevalieri
Lineage: Eukaryota; Fungi; Ascomycota; Eurotiomycetes; Eurotiales; Aspergillaceae
Exons: 1
Coding region: 1-621 (206 amino acids)
Source: RefSeq, a predicted model, not a curated record